CGUAUUCUGUGAGACUGCAGCGAAACGAACGGACUGAUCCUGUAGAGGACUAACAGUGAUCACAUUCACACACUGAUACUAACUAACCCGGUACCUGGACUACAUCAGCCCGGCUGACAGGAUUUAACGCGACAUGGUAACAGUAACACCACCAGCAGCCCUAUGUGUCCUCCUCUUUGUCUUCACUGUCUCUGCCUCAGGCUCCUUUCCCCGGGCACAGAAUGUCACUUGGAAAUCCACCAACUUUAAAACCAUCUUGACCUGGGAGCCCAAACCAUCAGCUGAUUACUCUUACACGGUGGAGUUCUCCUCGGUUGGUGGAAACAAGCAGAGGAGUCCUCACUGUAUCCAGUCCACAGGGACAGUCUGUGAUCUGUCCAGCCAACUAACGGACCUGAACGCCUACUACACAGCUGACGUCAUGUCUCAACCCCCGCUGGGGGUCAACUCGGACCUCAUCGAGUUCCCUCACACCAGCUCACCGCGGUUCUGCCCCUACAAAGACACUGAUAUAGGCAGACCUGACUUCAAGCUGAUGGUAAGCGAGGACAAAAAGAAGACCACCCUGUUUGUGACCGACCCAAUCACCGCCCUGUUUAAAGAUGACCGCCAGCUGAACAUCAGGGACGUCUUUUCCAAUCAGCUGCGGUAUAAAGUCACCUAUCGGAAAAAUAAGAGCACCGGCAAGAAAGAGCACAUCUCUGAGACCAACGUGAUAGAGCUGACCGGUCUGGACCGAGGGGAGAGCUACUGCUUCAUGGUCCAGGCCUUCAUUCCCAGCCGCACCGACAAGAAGCUGGGAGAGCUGAGCCACACCCAGUGCUCCAACGAUGACAACCCGUCCAUCCUUGAGGUGUAUUCAGUGGGUGUGAUCGCUUCUGCCAUCUUCCUCAUCCUGCUGCUGAUAGGCCUCAUCAUCACACUCACAGUGGUCUGCUGCAAGCGCAGGAAGAAAGCUCUGAAAGCAGAAAAGGAAGGAGUGCCUGUAUAGAGAGUGUGUUCUUCCAUCAAACACACACACUGAGGGGAAGAUGCGGUACAGCUGAACUGGAGGAGAGCAGGAGGACAGAUCUGGUCCACAUUUCCACUGUCAAACACUGGAAUCAUUCCUUCCUUUAGUUUCUGUGAAACUGCCUCUGAAUAUGUCAGACAUAUUUGAUUCUUUCUUUAUCACUUCAUGCUGCUGUUCGACCACUCUUACUGUACACACUAGUCAUAUUGCUGAAGCUGUAAUAUUUCAUUCCUUGUCUUUAAUAUUUGGUGCGUGGUACCUCUGAUGACUGUAGAUAAACACUACCAACUGAUCUUAUUUAUUUCUUUUACGGUGUAUUUUCUAACUUGAAAUGACAUGGUGUCAUGGUGAUGAUUUUUUUGGGAGACUGCUGAAUGCAACACGUUAUAGGAAAUCUAGAAUAUAUUAUUUUUGUAUCCGAUGCUUAAUUUAUUGUGUUUAAUUGAAAUUAACAUAUUUGUAUAUAAUGCAGUUUUUUAGCUUUUUUUAUAUUUCAGAUUUUUGCAGAUAAUUUUAUUAUGUGGUGAAAUGUUGUAAUAAAUGUUUUAUUGAACACAAA
Sebastes umbrosus (honeycomb rockfish) is the source of this 1571-nucleotide messenger RNA. It is a transcript of the gene f3a, whose product is annotated as coagulation factor IIIa. Gene Ontology annotation, molecular function: protein binding. The record is from RefSeq and is a predicted model, not a curated record. The transcript is spliced from 6 exons. NCBI's taxonomy places the organism in Eukaryota, Metazoa, Chordata, Actinopteri, Perciformes, Sebastidae. Gene Ontology annotation, cellular component: membrane. Gene Ontology annotation, biological process: blood coagulation. Bases 134 to 991 code for a protein of 285 amino acids.